This is a messenger RNA of Jatropha curcas, 889 nucleotides long. Its product is annotated as histidine-containing phosphotransfer protein 2. Lineage: Eukaryota; Viridiplantae; Streptophyta; Magnoliopsida; Malpighiales; Euphorbiaceae. The record is from RefSeq and is a predicted model, not a curated record. Gene Ontology annotation, molecular function: protein histidine kinase binding; histidine phosphotransfer kinase activity. Gene Ontology annotation, cellular component: nucleus; cytoplasm. Gene Ontology annotation, biological process: phosphorelay signal transduction system; cytokinin-activated signaling pathway; phosphorylation.
CAACAUUACUUUGGUAAACAAAAGUGUGCGUCGGCAAACACUGCAUGCCAAAAUUAAUUUUGCAUGUUCAACCCUUCACUUUCUAACUAUAUAACACAAUGCUUCUUCUCCUCUAAUCAAGGACUUACUUCUACUUCUACUCUCUCUAUUCUCUCUUGUGCUUUUGAAUUAACAUUAAUGGCAUUACCUGCUCUCAAAGCACAACUCAACAACUUCGUAAAAUCCAUGUUUGAUGAGGAAGUGUUAGACAGGCAAUUUACUCAAAUUCAAGCCUUGCAAGAUGAAAGCAAUCCAAAUUUUGUAGCUGAAGUGAUCACUUCAUUUUGCAAUGAUGCUGAAAGGAUCAUAACAGAACUGAACACAUACCUGGCUCAACCAAAUGUGGACUUCUCCAAUAUGGAAUCUUGCGUUCAUCAGCUAAAAGGAAGUAGCUCAAGCAUUGGUGCCCAAAGAUUGAAACUUGCUUGUGCUGACCUUCAACAAGCUUUUCAUGACAAGAAUAAGGGAGGGUGUUUGCAAGCUUUGAAUACCAUCACGCAUGAAUAUUGCCUUCUAGGAAGCAAAUUUGAGACCUUAAUCCAGCUAGAGAAGAGCAUUCAACAUGAACAGGAAAGCUACCACGUCGAAUGAUGUUGACAUAUAUAAGGGUUUUAUCAGUUUAAUGCAGCUAUUGUACUUAAUUCUUAUAGUUCAUAUGUAAUUCAAUUAAACACCUUCUGAUUUGAUGCAUACGUGUGUUUUUUAUUGUAAGAUAAACAUAGCAAGGAACUGAUGAGUGGCGCCUGUAAAGAGUUCCUUCUUUUUAUUUUCUUUUGGAGUGGAUUGUAUAAAUUAUUAGGGAGUAAUGUUUUUCUUCUGUCGUAUAAAUUGAUAGGUUUUAUUUUUUUAA